Messenger RNA from Conger conger (European conger), 1852 nucleotides. RefSeq names its product integral membrane protein DGCR2/IDD-like. The coding region runs from base 239 to 1852 and encodes 537 amino acids. Lineage: Eukaryota; Metazoa; Chordata; Actinopteri; Anguilliformes; Congridae. Gene Ontology annotation, cellular component: membrane. The transcript is spliced from 11 exons. The record is from RefSeq and is a predicted model, not a curated record. Gene Ontology annotation, molecular function: protein binding.
CAUCUUGUUUUAUUUGCAAGUCUGGAAUAUAGAAGUAGCCUGUGAGAGAGACGUUUUUUUUAGGGUGGCAAUGUAUCUUGCUCGCUAGCUGACGCAACGAUCGGUUUCUGCGUUAUAUUCCAGUAAUUGUCCUGUUCAGUCAUUGAAGUCCCCGAUCCCCGGUGGUGAGUCCAGUCCACGGAGAAAGGUUUGGCUUAUCUGAUUUCUGUGUAGAGCAGCUAAGAUGAAUGGAGGAUAAAUGUUGCUGAAGGCGGACGGCAGCAGUUUCGCUCUUCUCCUAUCCCUCUUCGCCCUGACCCUUACAGACCCUCCACAGACAGGUCCACAUCUUGCAUUGGCUGGACUGUUAUCAGAGCAGCGCUGUGCGGUGGGGCAGUUCUCCUGCCACAGCGGGAAGGUGCAGUGCAUCCCACAGGCCUGGCACUGUGACGGCUGGGCCGCCUGCGAGGACAAGAGCGAUGAGCGGGACUGUCCCCCCCUGAAGGAGGAACGGUAUCGCUAUGGUAACGGCUUUGACCAAUUGGAGGAGGUGAUGGGUGUGGCCCAGCCUGUGCGUUUCAACAAAAAGUGCCCCAAUGGCUGGCAUCACUACGAGAAGACGGCCAGCUGCUAUAAGGUGUACCUGCGGAACGAGAACUACUGGCAGGCGGUGGACACCUGUCAGAAGGUCAACGGCUCGCUGGCCACCUUCGGCACGAACGAGGAGCUGCAGUUCAUUCUGAAGAUCCAGGUGGACUUUGACGACAACGUGUGUGAGAGAAAGGACCAAUGCAAGUUCUGGGUGGGGUAUCAGUACGUGAUCAGCAGUCAAAACCACACGCUGGAGGGCCGUUGGGAGGUGGCGUAUAAAGGGUCCAUGCAGGUGUUCCUGCCUCCAGAGGGGCUGACACGUUUCGGGGAGGGGGCGGCCACGCCCAGCCAGGACAGCGUGUUCUGCGCCCAGCUGCAGCGCUUCCACAUGGGCAGCAUGAACGAGCGCGGCCUUCACAGCUGGCACGCCGACAACUGCUACAAGAAGUUCCCCUUCCUGUGCAAGCGCCGGCAGACGUGUGUGGACAUUAAGGAUAACGUGGUGAGCGAGGGGUACUACUUCACGCCGAAGGGGGACGACCCGUGCCUGAGCUGCACGUGUCACGCGGGGGAGCCGGAGAUGUGCGUGGCCGCUCUCUGUGAGAGGCCUCAGGGCUGCCAGCACUUCCGCAAGGACCCCAAACAGUGCUGCAAGUUCACCUGCCUGGACCCCGACGGGAGCAGCCUGUUCGACUCCAUGGCGAGCGGGAUGCGAUUGGUGGUCAGCUGCAUCUCGUCCUUCCUCAUCCUGUCCCUCCUGCUCUUCAUGGUGCACCGGCUGCGUCAGCGGCGGAGGGAGCGCAUCGAGACGCUGAUCGGAGGCAACCUGCAUCAUUUUAACCUGGGCCGCAGAGUUCCUGGUUUUGAGUACGCACCCGACGCGUUUGGCACGGGUCUGACCCCACUGCACCUCUCUGACGAUGGGGAGGGGGGUGCCUUUCACUUCCAGGAGCCCCCGCCACCCUACUACAAAUACCCAGACAUCCCCCCACCCCCCUACGAGGCAUCCGUCAACCCCAACAGCGCCCUCUACCUGCAGCUUGGGCGGGACGUUCCUCCACCAGCCAAUGGCGGCCAGCCGCAGGCGGAGCCUGAGGAACCUGAGCAGGAAGUCCCUGAAUCUGGCCCCGCCCUUGGGGAGCACCGCCCCCCACAGCAACGUGAGGAUUCCAUCGACAGCAACACCCUCCUGGUGGGGCCGGACACGCCCACAGAGGGCGGUGUCAUGGACGCCAUGUCGACAGAGAGCCCUGGCAGUGGCACUGUCAGCACGGCGGUUUAG